GGCUUUACACAGAGCAGACCGAGGGCUCGCGUCGUUUUCCAUUUUAUAUCUUUAUUCUCUCUCUUCAUAUCUGUGCGUUUCUUUAUAUCUUCUCUUCUGGUUGGUACUAGUGCCUUUUUGGUUACUUCGAUUUAGGGUUUGUGUUAAAGGAAGGCGUUCCAAGUUUUUAUCAUGGUGAGGAAGAGGAGAACCGAGCUUCCUAGUGGCGGGGAGAGCUCUAUGCCCCAGGAAGGCAGUGGAGGACGUGGUACUGGUGCACAACGUCCACCAGCACAACAACCACAACCACAACGUCCACCAGCACAACAACCACAACCGCAACCACAACAACCACAACAGCAGCAGGGAUUUGGACACCAAGGAGGAGGAAGACCAUGGGGUCCUUCCCAAUCUCAGUAUGGAGGUCGUGGAGGAUAUGGUGGCCGUGGUGGUGGUGAUCAGCGUGGUGGAAUGGCAUCUCAGCAGUAUUAUGGUGGCCACCCUGAAUAUCAGCAAGGCAGGGGGAUCCAGCAGCAGCCACCACGAGGAGCACUGCCCCAGCAGGCUGGUGGCCGUGGUAUAGGACCUGCUGCUGGCGGAGCAUCUAGGCCACCAGUUCCCGAGCUGCACCAAGCAACCAAUACUCCGCAUCAGGCUGGCCUGACCACUCCGCCAAUACCAUAUGCUGAGGCCAGUUCUUCGUCCCGUCCACCUGAACCAAGCAGUUUACAAGUGACACAGCAAUUUCAGCAGGUUUCUAUCCAGCAAGAAGCGCCGCCUUCCAGCCAGGCAAUUCAACCUGCCCCUCUUUCAAGCAAAUCAAUGAGGUUUCCUCUUCGACCCGGUAAGGGUAGCACCGGUAUGAAGUGUAUUGUCAAAGCUAACCAUUUUUUUGCGGAAUUGCCAGACAAGGAUUUGCACCAGUAUGAUGUUUCCAUCACUCCCGAGGUUACAUCGCGCGGAGUCAACCGUGCUGUGAUGGAACAGCUGGUGAAACUUUACAGGGAAUCUCAUCUUGGAAAACGGCUUCCUGCAUAUGACGGAAGAAAGAGUCUUUAUACAGCAGGACCUCUUCCUUUUGUUACAAAAGAGUUCAGAAUCACUCUAAUUGAUGAAGAUGAUGGAUCAGGCGGUGCCAGGAGAGAGCGAGAAUUUAAAGUCGUCAUCAAAUUGGCUGCACGUGCUGACUUGCACCAUUUAGAAAUGUUUUUACAGGGGAGGCAGGCAGAUGCACCUCAAGAAGCUCUUCAGGUUUUGGACAUUGUUUUGCGGGAGUUGCCUACAAACCGGUAUUGUCCUGUGGGCCGUUCAUUUUAUUCCCCAUUGUUGGGGAGAAAGCAACCAUUGGGUGAGGGAUUGGAAAGUUGGCGUGGUUUCUAUCAGAGUAUUCGCCCAACUCAGAUGGGGUUGUCGUUGAAUAUUGAUAUGUCUUCAACUGCGUUCAUUGAGCCAUUACCUGUUAUUGACUUUGUGACUCAGCUUCUUCCUCAUAUUUCUUCCAGACCUGUGUCUGAUGCUGAUCGUGUGAAGAUAAAGAAGGCUCUGAGAGGAGUUAAGGUUGAAGUUACUCACCGUGGAAAUAUGCGUAGAAAAUACCGUAUAUCUGGUUUAACAUCUCAGGCAACACGAGAACUGACCUUCCCUGUUGAUGAAAGAGGUACAGUGAAAUCUGUGGUUGAGUACUUCCAGGAGACCUAUGGUUUUGUUAUUCAACAUACCCAAUGGCCUUGCCUACAAGUUGGAAAUCAGCAGAGGCCAAAUUAUUUACCUAUGGAGGUGUGCAAGAUUGUGGCGGGUCAGAGGUACUCCAAGAGGUUGAAUGAAAAACAGAUUACUGCUUUAUUGAAGGUGACCUGUCAGCGCCCUCAAGAAAGAGAGUAUGAUAUUCUUCAGACAGUGCGUCACAAUGCUUAUGCUGAUGACCCCUACGCAAAAGAAUUCGGAAUUAAAAUCAGUGAGAACUUGGCCUCAGUUGAAGCUCGAAUUCUGCCUCCUCCAUGGCUUAAGUACCAUGACACGGGUAGAGAGAAGGAUUGUCUGCCUCAAGUUGGUCAAUGGAACAUGAUGAACAAGAAAAUGGUUAAUGGCGGUAUAGUGAAUAAUUGGAUCUGCAUAAAUUUUUCACGAAAUGUACAAGAUGGUGUGGCCCGUGGUUUCUGUCAUGAGCUCGCCCAAAUGUGCAACAUUUCUGGCAUGGCAUUUAAUCCUGAACCUGUUCUCCCGGUACUCGGUGCCCGUCCUGAUCAAGUAGAAAGAGUUUUGAAAGCUCGAUUCCAUGACGCUAUGACUAAACUCCAGCCCCGUUCCAAGGAGCUUGACCUGCUAAUUGUCAUUUUGCCAGAUAAUAAUGGAUCGCUUUAUGGCGAUUUGAAACGUAUUUGUGAGACAGAUCUGGGAAUUGUGUCUCAGUGCUGUUUGACAAAGCAUGUAUACAAAAUGAGUAAGCAAUAUCUUGCAAAUGUGGCUCUGAAGAUUAACGUGAAGGUUGGAGGAAGGAAUACAGUUCUUGUUGAUGCACUAUCAAGGCGCAUACCACUAGUCAGCGAUCGGCCUACUAUCAUUUUUGGUGCUGAUGUUACCCAUCCUCAUCCUGGGGAGGAUUCAAGCCCGUCUAUUGCGGCCGUGGUUGCUUCCCAAGAUUGGCCGGAGGUUACAAAGUAUGCUGGCUUGGUUUGUGCUCAAGCACAUCGACAGGAGCUGAUUGAAGAUCUGUUCAAGUCUUGGCAAGAUCCUGUAAGGGGACUUGUUUCUGGUGGCAUGAUCAAGGAACUUCUCAUUUCUUUCCGCCGAGCAACUGGGCAGAAACCACAACGCAUUAUAUUUUACAGGGAUGGUGUCAGUGAGGGGCAGUUCUAUCAAGUUUUACUUCACGAACUUGAUGCUAUUCGAAAGGCCUGUGCACAUUUGGAACCAAACUAUCAGCCUCCUGUUACAUUUGUUGUGGUUCAGAAACGGCACCACACAAGGUUGUUUGCUAACAACCAUAACGACAGAAGAGCUGUUGACAGGAGUGGAAAUAUACUGCCUGGUACAGUUGUGGAUUCGAGGAUAUGUCAUCCCACUGAAUUUGACUUCUAUCUAUGCAGCCAUGCUGGCAUUCAAGGUACGAGCCGGCCGGCCCAUUACCACGUAUUAUGGGAUGAGAACAACUUCACAGCUGAUGGGCUGCAAUCACUCACGAACAAUCUUUGCUAUACAUAUGCGAGGUGCACACGAUCGGUCUCAAUUGUUCCUCCUGCAUACUAUGCUCAUCUGGCAGCUUUUAGAGCUCGUUUCUAUAUGGAACCAGAGACAUCUGAUAGUGGAUCCAUGACAAGUGCAGCAGCUGGUCGUGGAGGCAUGGGUGUUGGAGGUUCAUGGAGCACACGGGUACCUGGUGGUCCUGCUGCCGCAGUGAGACCCCUUCCUGCCCUCAAAGAGAACGUGAAGAGUAAAAUGUUCUACUGCUAGGUUUUGGAUUUAUGGGAGAGAUCAAAACUCUAUUUCUGCCUUGGAGCGUAAUCAUAAUUAAACCAUGAUGUGUGUUGUUAAAGUUCUGCUAGUUUGCAAUGAGUUUGUUUUGUAUUUAAUUAAACUGCAUUGAAGUCGUUACCAUGACUUGCUUCUGUAUCAGCAGCUCUUGCUGCAAUUGCAUAUGGGUGAGAUGAUUUGACAUGUGCGCUUCUAUAUUUGGGGUUUAAUAUAGAAAAUGUUUUUGUGGGAUGAUGAAAGCUAAGGAACAUCAUUUAGAGUCCUUUUUCUUGGUUUCA
Molecule: messenger RNA, 3728 nt
Organism: Cornus florida
Lineage: Eukaryota; Viridiplantae; Streptophyta; Magnoliopsida; Cornales; Cornaceae
Product: protein argonaute 1-like
Exons: 22
Coding region: 172-3429 (1085 amino acids)
Biological process (GO): regulatory ncRNA-mediated post-transcriptional gene silencing
Cellular component (GO): cytoplasm
Molecular function (GO): RNA binding; protein binding
Source: RefSeq, a predicted model, not a curated record